AUGGAGCUCCAAGGUGGUAUGGACUCGCACGAAGAUCAGGCUGUUCAACUCCAACGCCAAAUCCACUGGCCCAACACCAUCAGAAACUCAGACCUGUGGCAGCGUACCAACCAACUGCCAACCGAAGAUGAGAUCUGGCGCAGAAGAUGGGGAUGGAUUGGGCACACCCUGAGGAAGCCAGUCAGUAACAUCACCAGACAGGCGCUGUCAUUGAACCCCCAGGGAAAACGAAAAGGAGGACGGCCAAGAAACACCUGGCGACGGGACCUCGAGGCAAACAGCAAGAAACUACUAGAGAGGCCAGCCCAGGACCGAGGACUCUGGCAGACUGUUGUCGGCGGCCUAUGCUUUGGGAGGAGCGAUGGGCAUAACUAA
Molecule: messenger RNA, 375 nt
Organism: Haliotis rufescens (red abalone)
Lineage: Eukaryota; Metazoa; Mollusca; Gastropoda; Lepetellida; Haliotidae
Exons: 2
Coding region: 1-375 (124 amino acids)
Source: RefSeq, a predicted model, not a curated record